AACCCACUUGCGUUCCUGCCUCUGCAGGUUUCAAUCAUUGGCUCCUUGUUCUACAUCGCCCUAUUCGCAGCACUGCUCGUCGUGCACGUCAGAGUUCCGCCAGCUCCUGCGAAUCCGGCACCGAUCGACGGUAUCAACCUCACGGCGGCCUGGCUCGAUCUCGAAUUCCUUUCCGACGGCUAUCACCCGUUGGGCUCACGGCGUAACGAUGUUGUCAAGAGCUACUUGCUACAGAGAAUCGGCGAGAUUUUGAAGCACAAUGGAGCGGACCACAAAAGUGUAUAUGCCGUCAAUGGAAAGUGGACAUCGGAUGUCGAGGGCGAAAGAGCAGUGACUGUGUUCGCAAAUGAUAGCUCCAACUUCACCAGCCUUGACGAUUGGACCAACAGACCGGUGACACUCUACGGAGAAAGCGACAACAUACUCGUGUAUGUUCGUGGCACUGAGGACACAGCCGGAGACUGGUGGAAUCAGACUAAGCGCUACAAAGGCAGCAGUGGUGUUCUUGUUAAUGCACAUUACGACAGCGUUUCAUCUGGAUUUGGUGCAACAGAUGAUGGCGCUGGAGUGGUCACAGUGUUGCAGCUGAUCUCACUUUUCACCAGAUCUGGCAAUCAACCUAGAAGAGGAAUUGUGGCUCUUCUCAACAACGCAGAAGAGAAUGGACUCUACGGGGCACGCAAUUUUGUCAGACAUCCACUGGCACAAUUUCCGCAUACAUUUUUGAAUUUAGAAGGCGCUGGCGCUGGCGGCCGUGCGAUCCUCUUCCGCAGUACCGACGCUGAAGUGACCAAAUCGUAUGCCAAGAGCCCACGUCCCUUCGGAAAUGUCGUCAGCGGUGAUGGUUUCAAAAGAGGCUUUAUUCGUAGUGGUACUGACUACUCGGUGUUUGACGAGGAGCUAGGCCUUCGUGGCUUAGACGUGGCUUUCUACGAGCCGAGAGCAAGAUACCACACGAAUGAAGAUGACUCCAGGAACACCAAUCCGGACUCUCUGUGGCAUAUGCUCUCUGCAGCCGUAGCUACCAUGCAAGAAUUGACUUCCUUCCAAGGCUCCGAAUUCGAAGGAGGAUUACAGGACGAGAAUGGCAAGUUGGACACUGGUCACGCCAAAGACGGCUUCUAUUUCGACGUUCUCGGCCAUGCGUUCGUUGUCGGACAACUCAACACUCUAUUUGCGCUAUCUGUCAGCCUCCUCGUCGCCGGUCCGAUCAUCCUCAUCCUGCUUGAAGUGCUCAUUCGUAGAAGCGACAAAUGGUACCCAUUUGGAGGGAAAAGGUACCUCCACUCGGCCGACGAUGAUGAAGCAGUGCGGUUGUUUGGUUUUAGAGGCUUCUUCCGCUUCUUAGUCGCCUUCGUUGUUGCCACGGGAAUUGUCAUGCUGCUCGCUUACUUGUUGACAAAGGUCAACCCAUACAUCAUUUACAGCAGCGAAUACGCAGUUUGGUCCAUGUUCCUUUCUGCUUGGUUAGCCAGUGCAUGGUUUGUAUUAGCAGGAGCCGCAGAGAUUAGACCUACGGCUCUUCAUCGUAUGUUCUGCCUCAUUUGGCUCUAUGUUCUAAGCUGGACCUUCCUUGUUGUGGCAACGGUAGGAGAACACCAGCUGCACAUCGCCAGCGGCUAUUUUUUGGUCAUCUACAACGCGACAAUGUUAAUCGCACUGCUGGUGUCCUACCUGGAGCUUUUUGCUCUACCCAAGAUAUCAAAGUACGUCUCUAGAGUGCUGGGUGCUCAGACAGAUGCGACCUCUAUCAGGCCCGGAAGCCGAUCGUCGAGAAGACUACUGGAAAAUCAAGGCUCGGCGGAUGAAGCUGAGCCAACCGAGAGAAGCUCUUUACUUCAACAUGCAGACACCCAGGCGAGUCAACAUACAUUUAGCAGAAAGCGCCCAGAUCGACACGAAAUACCUGAAGACACUGAAGAUCCAUAUCUCAACAACGCCGUAAUGGAUGAGCAAGCAUGGUCCAGCUCCCUGCCCCAGUGGACUUGGUUCAUUCAGAUCGUUAUCCUAGUGCCAAUCAAUGUCAUCAUCAUUGGAAGCAUCGCGUUAAUGAUCACCUCAGCAACUCAUCAGACACCUGCAGAUGGCAAUGCACCUCUACCCAUCUAUCUUUUACUGGCGACAUUCACAGUGCUGCUAUUACUGCCAGUAAUUCCAUUCCUGCACCGUUUUACCUACCACGUCCCGACAUUUCUCCUGCUGGUCUUUGUCGGAUGCCUGAUUUACAAUCUGGUUGCAUUCCCGUUCUCUCGAGACGCACGACUCAAAUACUACUUUGUACAGAGUAUGGAUCUCGACAACGGCACCAACAACGUCACCGUGAUCGGCCUCGAUGGGUAUAUCCAGGAUAUCAUUUCAGAGAUGCCAAGCGCUGCUGGUCAACCUUUGCGCUGUGGUGAUUCUGCUGUAGCUAACAGGAACGGCUUGCUGGGAUGCUCUUUCUAUGGAUUGCCUCCUAACGUGGUCCCGCGGGGAUAUCCGGCACUACCGGCGAACUCCACGAACAAGAAGCAUGCAUAUCGUGAUUGGAUGGAAGUUCAAAUCAGUCAUAAUGCUUCCACGGCCACUUUCAGCGUUCGUGGAAUAAAUUCCAAACAAUGCCGGGUUGCGCUCGAAGAAGCGGCCUCCGCAGUCCACGUUGAGAACUGCCCACAUGACGCUCGGCAGCCAGAAGUAGGUGAUCAAGGCAGCAAGGAGAUCAGGCUGGAGAGUCGGACUUGGGACAAGACUUUUCACGUCAAUGUGUCCUGGACAGAAAUACCAGCAAAAGGCCAGCGAGUGAGAGUGUGGUGUCUGUGGAGCGACGCCAACACACCAGGUACCAUACCUGCCUUCGAUGAGCUGAAGCGUUUCGAGCCUGUGUGGUCUGCUGUGACAAAGACUGCAGAUGGUCUAUUAGAGGGCUACAGAGAUUUCACGAUCUGA
This is a messenger RNA of Pseudocercospora fijiensis CIRAD86, 2925 nucleotides long. RefSeq lists its product as uncharacterized. The transcript has 4 exons. The annotation marks the transcript as partial. Gene Ontology annotation, biological process: proteolysis. Lineage: Eukaryota; Fungi; Ascomycota; Dothideomycetes; Mycosphaerellales; Mycosphaerellaceae. The record is from RefSeq and is a predicted model, not a curated record. Gene Ontology annotation, molecular function: metalloexopeptidase activity.